Sorex fumeus (smoky shrew) is the source of this 1449-nucleotide messenger RNA. It is a transcript of the gene SIRT4, whose product is annotated as sirtuin 4. Gene Ontology annotation, molecular function: NAD+ binding; NAD-dependent protein lysine deacetylase activity. Bases 1 to 945 code for a protein of 314 amino acids. NCBI's taxonomy places the organism in Eukaryota, Metazoa, Chordata, Mammalia, Eulipotyphla, Soricidae. The transcript is spliced from 4 exons. The record is from RefSeq and is a predicted model, not a curated record.
AUGACCAUGAAUUUUGUGCCGACUCUGAAAGCCCCUGGCGGCUGCUGGUUGGUGCAUGUCAGCCGGCAGUGCUCACGUGGCUCCCACGGGCUGUUUGUGCCCCCCAGUUCUCCUCCAGACCCCGAGAAAGUCAAAGAGUUGCAGCGCUUCGUCACCCUUUCCAAGAGGCUCCUCGUGAUGACCGGGGCGGGCAUCUCCACGGAGUCGGGGAUCCCAGACUACAGGUCGGAAAAGGUGGGACUUUACGCCCGCACGGACCGGCGGCCCAUCGAGCACCGGGAUUUCCUCCAGAGCGCGCCCAUCCGUCAGCGGUACUGGGCGAGAAACUUUGUGGGCUGGCCGCAGUUCUCCUCCCACCAGCCGAACCCCGCGCACCGGGCUCUGAGCCAGUGGGAGCGACUUGGGAAGCUGUACUGGCUGGUGACCCAAAAUGUGGACGCCUUGCACACCAAGGCGGGAACUCAGCGCCUGACGGAGCUCCAUGGAUGCAUGCACAGGGUCCUCUGCCUGGCCUGUGGCGAACAGACGAGGCGUGAGGUGCUGCAGGCACGCUUUGAGGCCCUGAACCCCACCUGGAGCGCCGAGGCCCACGGCUUGGCCCCCGACGGUGACGUCUUUCUCACCGAGGAGCAAGUGCGGCGCUUCCGCGUGGCGCCGUGUGCCCGGUGUGGGGGGCCCCUGAAGCCGGACGUGGUUUUCUUCGGGGACACGGUGCAGCGGGACACGGUGGACUUCGUGCACAGGCGCGUGAGAGAGGCCGACUCGCUGCUGGUGGUGGGCUCGUCCCUGCAGGUGUACUCUGGCUACAGGUUCAUCCUCACCGCCCGGGAGCACAAGCUCCCCAUUGCCAUCCUGAACAUCGGGCCCACGCGGUCGGAUGCGCUGGCCUGCCUGAAGCUGGACUCCCGCUGCGGGGAGCUGUUGCCCUUGAUCGAUGCGCGCUGACCGUGGCCAAGCGCUCCUGCUCCCCUGGUGGGCCCGUCCUGCCCGCCGCCGCUCCAGAUCCCUCCGGAUUCCUCCUGUUCACCUCUAAUCAAAGCUCACUGAGUACCGCCUGCUCAAGGCAGUGAACCACCUGCUCAGGGCAGUGAACCGCCCUCUCUCCCAGCCCGAGCCGGCCCUCAGUUCAGAUCCUCAGGCUGAUGAAAUCUGCUGUCCCCCCUCCCCCCAAAGGCUUUUCAAAGAAGCAGUUCCUCCGGACAGGAAACUGCUUUUGUUUCCUCUUUAUCUCACCAGGUAGAAGAAAAGGCCCAGGAAUCCAUGCCAGAAUGCUCUCUGGAGUGCUAACUUGAGCACGUCCUGAAAGGCUGGGGAGGCAGGGAGGGAGGGAAGAAGGAAGUAAUUCGAUUUACAGUUCCAAAGGACUCGGGGUCUAACUGCACCAUUUUUAUGCUGUUGAUAAGAUGAGCACUAAGGAUGACUUUUUUUUUUUUCGGUUGUCCAAGGAAU